AUGGCAAAUAUUGAUACAAUGGCAGCAAAAAAUGCACUUAAACUCGGAGGUAUCAUUGCCCUUGAAGGCCUGUCGACUUUGGUUCAUAAUCUGGAAGAAGUUGCAGGGCUACAAAGAGAAACUUUUGUCGAGAGCGGGGAAAGAAGUCCUUAUAAAAUCAGUCAUUCAAGCUAUUCCGACAACCUAUUGGGUGCUUACAAGUUGCCUACUAGUGUAAUUGAUGAGUUGCGUUCACUUACGGCAAAGUUUUUUUGGGGUAAUUCGGAUAGCAGGAGAAGGGUGCACUGGAUGAAUUGGGAUGCUCUCUGUAGACCGAAAUGCUUGGGUGGGAUGGGCUUUCGAGAUUUGGGGAUCUUCAAUGAGGCUCUUCUAGGGAAGCAGGCGUGGAGAUUAAUUUCUAAGCCGGACUCGCUUCUUGGGCGUGUGAUGAAGGGUAAGUACUACCCAAAUUCUGAUUUUCUUGAGUCUUCUUUGGGGUUGAAUUGUAGCUAUUCAUGGCGUAGCAUUUGGGGGGCAAAGUCUCUCGUGAAGGAGGGUCUUAUCUGGCGAGUGGGGGAUGGUUCGAAGAUCAGAAUUUUUGAGGUUCCUUGGCUUGCGGAUGACAAUGGCAGAUUUGCUAUUUCUCCUACUGUAGAAGGCAUUUCUACAGUGAAAGACUUGAUUGACGAGAAUACUAGGGAAUGGAAUUAUGAGCUUCUAUCGACUUCCUUUGUUGAAAGGGAUGUCAAGUGUAUAUUGGCAAUUCCCUUGAGCCCCCGUGGCCGGGAAGACCUGCUGACUUGGGCAUUCUCCAUGAAUGGUAACCAGUAA
Chenopodium quinoa (quinoa) is the source of this 810-nucleotide messenger RNA. RefSeq lists its product as uncharacterized. Lineage: Eukaryota; Viridiplantae; Streptophyta; Magnoliopsida; Caryophyllales; Amaranthaceae. The transcript is spliced from 3 exons. The record is from RefSeq and is a predicted model, not a curated record. The coding region runs from base 1 to 810 and encodes 269 amino acids.